Pochonia chlamydosporia 170 is the source of this 3510-nucleotide messenger RNA. RefSeq names its product cell division control protein Cdc25. The transcript is spliced from 4 exons. Gene Ontology annotation, cellular component: plasma membrane. Gene Ontology annotation, molecular function: guanyl-nucleotide exchange factor activity; protein binding. The record is from RefSeq and is a predicted model, not a curated record. Lineage: Eukaryota; Fungi; Ascomycota; Sordariomycetes; Hypocreales; Clavicipitaceae. The coding region runs from base 1 to 3510 and encodes 1169 amino acids. Gene Ontology annotation, biological process: positive regulation of GTPase activity; Ras protein signal transduction.
AUGGACGGCAUUGUGGGCACGGCGCCGCCAGGCACCAUGUACGUGCGGGCAUUGUACGACUACGAGGCCGACGACAGAACUAGUUUGAGUUUCCACGAGGGCGACAUUAUCCAGGUCAUCACACAGCUCGAGAGUGGUUGGUGGGAUGGCGUUAUCAAUGGGGUUCGCGGCUGGUUCCCCAGCAAUUACUGCCAGAUCAUUUCCAGCCCAGACGACUUGCCCGAACACGGCCACAACGGCCACAACGGCCACAUAGACCACAUUGAUGACGAAAUGGACGAGCCUGAAGCGUAUGAUGAGAGCUUUGAUCACGAUGAUGAUUCUGAAGCAGAUGACCCUAGUGGUUUACCCCUCGAGGGCACCGACGCUGGUGACAAAUCGAGAGCCGACUUUUGGAUCCCUCAGGCCACCCCCGACGGACGGCUCUUCUAUUACAACAUGAUGACUGGCGACAGGAGCAUGGAGCUGCCUCUUGAAUCGCCCAUAUCUUCAGCGGAAACGGGCCCGAGAGACCGCGCACAUGUUAGCAUACCAGACAAGACAAGGCCUCCGCCGGAGAUGAUGGCCCGAGGCCUAAUCCAGGAUGAAGAUGACGACUCAGCGACUUCUGCCUCUGAAGCCGAAGGCGAGUCCCUCAUGUUCGCCUCUCGAGGCUAUGUGGGGCGCAAUCGAGCUUCGAUGGCCGGGGUCUUGUCGCCUUCCACCUCCAUGGACUCAAUAAACGGCGCGUCUCCUAAUCGUAGGAAAAGAAACGAUGGACUUUCAAACGGCAAAGCAGGUAGUGCUCAACCUCCCAACAUGGCCUCGGCCACUUCAUUCACAAGCACAACAUAUAAUCUGCCAACUACCGCGACUGUUCCGCGUUCUUUUUUCGAUGACGGCUCAACACCUCCUUUGACGUGGAGUCUAUUGGUGUCCAAUAUGAAACGCGCAAUAGAUCGGUAUCGUGAGGCUAUAACGAAGAAUAGCCGAUCAGAGUAUGUUGCCAGAGCUGAAGAUAUCUCCGAUCACUUGCGACUUCUUCUCGCGGCUGGCUCUGGCACGACUGACAAUCACUCUGGCCAACCGUCGAUCAUCUCGACCAAUAAAGCACUAUAUCCUCAUUUUCGAGACAUGAUGUCAAAGUUCUCGAAGCUUGUAAUAUCUUCACACAUUGCUGCCGCUGACUGGCCAAACGCGGAAUCUGUACAAAAAUGCUUACAAGAAGCAGACGGGGUUCUUCUUGGCGUCUUCAGCUAUGUUGAAGUGGCCCGUCAACAACGCGGGGAAGAAAUUCCACGGCUAUUUCCUGGGUUUGUGAUUGGUAGUACUGUUGGAGGUAGCUGGCAGAACAAUGGUUUAGGGCCAAGGGAUCCUAUAACGUCAAAUUUUCUUGAAGAUGAAGAAGGCUUGGUAGAGCCAUCUGCAAUUCUGGACAGCAAACUUCUCGAAAGAUUGGACGAACAGAAACGCAUUUUGGUUUCGAGCAUUCGAGAGCUAGACAAGAGCCUGAUAACUCCCGAAAAGAUCGUAUCGUCUCUUCGCCAUGAAGCCGUGGGUAACAAUGUGUGCUCUGCGGGUGGAAAGGUUGUCGAAACUUUCAAAAUGUGGAUCGCUAUGAUUGAGUCAAUCGACCUUUCUUCGCUUGGAAAUAGCUUCCAAACGCCUCAAUUAAGCGACUUUGGCACUAAUAAGCAAAGCUUGUAUGACAACAUUUCGGACUUAAUUCUUGGUUGCCAAGCUGUGGCAGGACCAUUGGCGGAUGAGUGGAGCGAAGUGCGUGGCGAAUCUCUGGAAAGUCGCCUGGAAUACGUGAGGCAAUGCGCAAGAGUUUUGGAAACGAACUCAUCACACAUUGGGUUUUCCUUACAACUUCUAUCCGAGCAAGUGCAAAUCAACACGCAGCAGCAGCAGCACCCACAGCAGCACGAGUCCCGCACACGAGAAGACUCAGUCUCGCGAGCAACAAUGCAAAGGAGUGAAACCUUGCCAUAUGAGAGGCCACACCAACGGUCAGAAUCAAGGUCCGCACCUGGCAGGCCACCGUUGGUAUCUGCACAAUCUUUCAGUGAUGGUGACUCCCAUGCUGGCAACUUCAGAAAAGGCGACUAUUCCAAAGUCAAAAAGAUAUUUGGAGAAGAUCCUUCACCGCAGGCUGGCCUGCAAGCUAGUGAUGAUGUUCCCGAAUUUUUACGACUUGAUCAUGAGAACGAUGUGUCAUGGGAUACUAAGACUGCUUCGCCUACGGUAAAGGGCGGCUCUCUUCUUGCACUAGUUGAGCAACUCACCCGCCACGACAAACUAGACUCGAGCUUCAACAACACGUUCCUUCUCACAUACCGGUCAUUCACCUCAGCGCGGGAGCUUUUUGAGCUGCUGGUUAAGCGAUUCGGUAUACAGCCGCCAGAUGGCCUUAACCAAUCUGAUUUCGAAGCCUGGCGCGACAGAAAGCAAAAACUCAUCCGAUUCCGUGUGGUGAAUAUCCUCAAGAGCUGGUUCGACAGCUUCUGGAUGGAAGAAUACAACGACGAAUCGAAACAAUUAAUCCGUGACGUUUAUACAUUUGCGAGAGACACAGUCAAAUCCACAGAGACUCCAGGCUCCGGCCCUCUGAUGGCCGUCCUUGAUCAAAGGUUGAGCGGAAAAGAAGCCGGUGCUCGUCGAAUGAUUCAAACGUUGAACCAAAGCACGCCAACACCUAUUGUUCCCAAGAACAUGAAGAAACUAAAGUUUUUGGAUAUUGACGUGACUGAAUUUGCUCGCCAGCUUACCAUUAUUGAGUCCAGAUUGUAUGGCAAGAUCAAGGCUGCAGAGUGCCUCAAUAAAACGUGGCAAAAGAAGGUCGCGGAAGGAGAACCUGACUUGGCGCCCAACGUCAAAGCCUUGAUUCUCCAUUCUAAUCAAAUGACCAACUGGGUUGCGGAGAUGAUUCUAGCCCAGAUGGAUGUUAAGAAGCGCGUUGUCGUGAUCAAGCACUUUGUUGCUGUUGCAGAUAAAUGCCGAAGUCUGAACAAUUUCUCCACAUUAACCUCUAUCAUUUCGGCUCUUGGGACUGCACCAAUUGCUCGAUUGAAGCGGACAUGGGAUCAAGUGCCUCAGCGAACUCAAGGAGUGCUUGAAGCGAUGCGCCGGAUCAUGGCAAGCACCAAAAACUUUGGCGAGUAUCGAGAAGCUCUUCACGCUGCUAACCCGCCGUGUAUUCCUUUUUUCGGUGUCUACCUUACCGACCUUACCUUCAUUGAAGACGGCAUUCCCUCCAUCAUUAAAAAGACCAACUUGAUCAACUUUGCAAAACGGGCAAAGACUGCAGAGGUGAUUCGUGACAUUCAGCAGUACCAAAAUGUUGGCUACUCAUUGCAACCAGUCCCCGAGUUGCAUGAUUAUAUUGUGAGCAACAUGCAAGCUGCUGGUGAUGUACAUGAAAUGUACGACAAGAGCUUGCACGUAGAACCAAGGGAGCGAGAAGAUGAAAAGAUUGUGAGGUAUGUAGCAUUGCGGGACAACGCAGCGUACUAUGGUGUAUGGCAUUGA